Closterium sp. Yama58-4 is the source of this 1914-nucleotide messenger RNA. The record is from the annotation of a GenBank genome assembly. NCBI's taxonomy places the organism in Eukaryota, Viridiplantae, Streptophyta, Zygnematophyceae, Desmidiales, Closteriaceae.
AUGCUAGAACUUCUACCAAUUGCCGUCCGUCGUGGGAAGGAGAUGGCCAAGACGCAGGAAAGGCUGUUGGCACAGCAGCGGGAGAAGUUGUCGGAGUUGAUGGGUUGGGUGUCGGAGAACCAAGAGGCGUUUGAGCGCGGGAUGGUAACCAUGAGCCGCAUCGAGGCCCGCCUCGAGGAAUCUGAUAAGCGCGGGCGCGCUGAUGUUGCUGACGCGGUCCAGGAGAUUCGUGUGGAGAGGGCGAAUGCCACGUCGCAAAGGGAGACGGCCGAGCGCACACUUGCACGUGUUGAGGGGACUGUGGUAGAUCUGAAAACCCUUGUCACUUCCGCGAUCAACGAUAUCGCUGAGCGGACGCGCACGGAGGUUUGGCGCAAGCUUGUCGGCCUCGAAGACUCGGUGGCGCGAGCGGCGGAGCGUGGUGCGGGCGCGGGGGCUAUGAUCCUGAGAGCAGUGAUGGCAAACAUCGGGGGUAACGCUGGAUCGUGGGGCGACCCCGUGCAUUCCGCGGAUCGGGAUCCCAAACUCGGAGCUGGUGCAGCGGGUGACGCGAGCCUGCCGCUGACGCGAGUGGGUGGUGUUGAGCCAGUGCGUCAUGACAAGCUCUCGGUUCCGCCUGUUGCCGAAGGCGAGGCUUCCAACCGCGCGAAGAAAGCGAAGAGUGCUGCUGGUUUAUCUCCUGCUGGCCCGAAAGGUGCCGCGCCUGCAAUGGUUGCUGUUGUUUCUGGCAGGCCGAGGAUCGCAGCGGAAGGCACGACUGAGGGCGCGGAAGAAUCUGUUGGCGACGAGGAGGCGGAGGCGAGGGAGGCGCAGAGGAAAUAUCAUGCCGCGCGGGCAGCGGCGAAAGGUGCUGGUCGUGGGGAUGAGGGUGGGGACUCCAAGAGUGCCGAGAUCAAGCAGACGCCAAUGGUCGGUGUCCGUUUUUUCCCAGGCCAAAAAAUCCCCUUCGCGGUGGAGCUUCAUCAUGGUGGCGAGCGCUUCUAUCUCGGCACGUUUUCGCGUGCUGGGCCCGUGCGCUAUCUGUCAGCGGUGGCUCAGACCGUAUGGCACGACCGCGUGCAGAGGUCUGAGUUGGUGCUCACGGAACCGGAGGAGGUGGAAUGGAGCCUCGAUCUCGAUCUCGCCCGAAAGAUGACCGCGGGGCUUUACGCGGUGAUCUUUAUCCGGGAACUGGCCGCGAAUCACAAGAGGAUGUUGAACAUUUUCAAGAGAACUCGCGGAUUUUUGGACUCGAAAGGGAAGCCUACGGUCGAGUCCGCGAUUUGUGCUGCAAUUGGGCUCGAAGCCGCGGAUGACGAACCGGCGGUGAAAGGGAAAGAUCAGAAGUCACUUUACGCGGCCGCGUUGGCGUUCGGUUGUGCUGCCAUGUGGAGCUUCACCUCGGCAUACACUCGCUGGAAUACGACGGGUGGUGCGCAAACGGCCUUUGAGGGGGUUACCGCGGAGCAUCGAUCCGCUCCACUCAAAAGUGCCUCGGCCGCUGCAACGCUGUGUGGCGCGAGCGAGGACGAUUUGUUUUGUUUGAACGCUUGCUGGGCAGACGUGUACGCGACAAUCCGGAAACGCCCUGCUAAUCCGAUGCUGUCCGCGGCUACCGUUGAGAAGAGUGUGCUGAGUGGAUACGCGGCUACGGACAAGAAAGUCCACGUUUGCGUGCCCCUGCUGGUCGAAGUAGUGGCCAAUUGGAACUACGAUGGAUCUGCAUGUCCGGCCUCAAAAGGCGUGGGCCUUUACCUGGACUGCGAGAAAGCCCGUCAGGCCGCGAAGAAGAGGGGGACGCGUGGGAAAGGCAAGAAAGGCGACGCGGGGGAGGUUGGGAGGAAGGGCGAGGAGGGAGAGCGCGAUGACGAGGACGACGACGAAAACGAGCCGAUUAUGUUGGGCGGAUCCGAGAGCAACGAGGAGUUGGCCUGA